Messenger RNA from Molossus molossus (Pallas's mastiff bat), 3322 nucleotides. RefSeq names its product LON peptidase N-terminal domain and ring finger 3 (gene LONRF3). Lineage: Eukaryota; Metazoa; Chordata; Mammalia; Chiroptera; Molossidae. The record is from RefSeq and is a predicted model, not a curated record. The coding region runs from base 146 to 2578 and encodes 810 amino acids. The transcript has 12 exons. Gene Ontology annotation, molecular function: metal ion binding; protein binding.
GGCCGGUAUGGAGCUUGCAGAGGCGCGGCUAGGACUAGUGUGUGGCCGCGCGGCCCCGGUGGCAGCCCCAAUUCCCUCCAGCCGCUGCUCCCUGCUCCGGGUCCCCGACCCCUAGACGCCUCUUCCCGCGCUUAUUCCUCCCUUUAUGGAUUCACUGCGGACCAGACAGAUGCUGAGCUUGUCCGCCGAGCUCGCCAGCAACAACUUAGAGCUGGCUGAGUCGGCGGCAUCAGUGACCCGUGUAGACACGGGCCACCUGGAGGCUGUUACAGAAGGUCCCGCACCUCUAUCGACGCGGGAGACGGAGCGAGAGCAGCCUACAACGGCCUCGACGCCGGAGUGCAAAGUCCUGCUCUCACAGGCCGAUGCCCUGGCGUCCCGGGGGCGCCUCGGGGAAGCCCUUGAGGUGUACAGACAGCUGUCGGAGCGGCAGCAGCUGGUGGCCGAGCAACUGGAGCAGCUGGUGCGCUGCCUGGCCGAGAACGUCCCGCGAGUAGAGGUGCUGUCUCCAGUGCCCGCGGACCGGAGCAGCGCGGCGAGCUUCGUGGUGGUGGCGGAAGAAGCAGGGAUGGCAAGGGCUGCCGAGGCCACCGAGGUGUGGGAUGGCUUCAAGUGCCGGAAGUGCCAUGGAUUUCUGUCGGACCCCGUGUCCUUGUCAUGCGGCCACACCUUUUGUAAACUGUGCCUGGAACGCGGGCGGGCAGCCGACCGGCGCUGUGCGUUGUGCGGAGUCAAGCUCUCCGCGUUGAUGGUGGCCACCGGGUGGGCGCGCGGAACCCGGAGGGCUGGGCAACAGGCGCCACCGCCGCCGCUGCGGGUCAAUGUGGUGCUCAGCUGUCUCCUUGGCAAGUUGUUCCCUGGUCCCGCACGGGCGUCGCAACUCCGGCACGAGGGCAAUCGGCUGUACCGCGAGCGCCAGGUGGAGGCGGCACUACUCAAGUACAACGAGGCAGUCAGACUAGCUCCGAAUGACCACUUGCUUUAUAGCAACCGGUCUCAAAUUUAUUUCACCUUGGAGUCUCAUGAGGACGCACUGCAAGAUGCAGAAAUAGCAUGUAAGCUCCGCCCAAUGGGUUUUAAGGCACACUUCAGAAAAGCACAAGCCUUAGCCACCCUAGGCAAAGUGGAGGAAGCACUAAGGGAGUUUCUAUACUGUGUGUCCCUGGAUGGAAAGAACAAAAGAGCAAAAUCUGAAGCCCAAAGGCUUCUCCUUAGUUUCUUUUCACCAUCAGUCCCGGGAGAUUCUCAGGAACAUUCUCCCGAUAUCCUGAAGCUGUUGGCACCUCACCCUAGAUUAAAGGAACACGUAGAGUCAAUGGCUACUGAAGGCACCAGCCAUAAUCUACCAAAGUUGUCACAGGAGAAUCUGGAGCCCCCACAUUGUUCUAGUCAGGAGGAAGCGGCAACCAGUGGGGACUACAACACCCUGAUGAACCCAGUGAAAGUAGAGAGUGAUGGGCAAGAAGGCAAUAUGAAAGACCAGGAAGGAAGAGAGGAGGAGAGGUACACUGCCUCUCCAGAAGCUGCCUCUAUCAAGACUGGCAAAUGCCAGGAAAAGAAAAGAAAACAUUAUCAGGUUGAAUCUCAACACCCAGAGGUGUCCAAUAAAGCCUCUAAGCCAGAUCCUUCUGCUGAUCUGGGGGCCAAGCCUGCUCUCCGUGUACCCCUAGCAUCUUUUGAUGCAUCUGACCUUGAAUGCUCCCUAUGUAUGAGAUUAUUCUAUGAGCCAGUCACAACACCUUGUGGACACACAUUUUGCUUAAAAUGCCUUGAAAGGUGCCUAGAUCACAAUGCGAAGUGUCCCCUGUGCAAAGAUGGUCUUUCACAGUGCUUGGCAUCAAGAAAAUACAGCAAAAAUGUCAUAAUGGAAGAGCUAAUAGCUAAAUUCCUUCCAGAAGAACUCAAGGAACGAAGGAGGCUUUAUGAAGAGGAAAUGGAAGAACUUUCUAACUUAAAUAAGAAUGUGCCUAUUUUCGUGUGUACUAUGGCCUAUCCCACCGUUCCUUGUCCCCUGCACAUAUUUGAGCCUUGUUACCGUCUGAUGAUUCGUAGAUGCAUUGAGACAGGCACAAGACAGUUUGGCAUGUGCCUUGGAGAUCCAGUCAAAGGGUUUGCAGAAUAUGGCUGCAUCCUAGAGAUCAGAAAUGUUCAGUUCUUUGCCGAUGGCCGCUCAGUGGUUGACAGCAUAGGCAAGAGGCGCUUCAGGGUCCUCCAUCAGGGCCAGCGGGAUGGUUACAACACAGCUGAUAUUGAAUACAUUGAAGACCAAAAGGUUCAAGGAGAAGAUUGUGCUGAGCUCAUGGGAUUACAUAACUGUGUCUAUGAACAAGCGUCAUCAUGGUUUCAUUCACUCAAAUCAUCUCUGAAGAAUAGGAUACUCAAUCACUUUGGUCCAAUGCCAGAGAAAGAUGUGGAUCCCCAGAUUAACCCAAAUGGGCCAGCCUGGUGCUGGUGGACAUUAGCAGUUCUUCCAUUGGAAAGCCGAGCUCAGCUCCCAUUCCUAGCAAUGAGGUCCUUAAAGGAUAGACUGAACGGUAUUCGGCGUGUCCUGGCCUUUAUAUCUCGAAACCAAAACUAGUGAGAAUGGAUUGAUGAAGAGGAACUUUCACUCUCUCCAUCGCCUAGGGGAGUCAUCUUGUAAAUAUAUCUAAUUGCAAUAACAUCUUAACAGUAGGAAGUGUCAAACAGAGGCAUUACCCUGCUGUUGAUUACAGAGAGAAACUGGGUAGAAAGACAAAAGAAUGUGACCUGUUAAAAACUUUCUAUGUUAAACUACUUCUUGACAUGCUGCACAAGUACAAGCACAGCAGAGGUGUUCAAGAGCCCAGAAAGAAAUUGCUUUUGACAUAAAAUUUUCUGAAAGUUUAAAGUGAUUUUGCUUUAAUUCUUUUUCUUUCAUCGGUGAAUGACUGUGUGAUUGAAAUGUGAAGCAAAGAUACUAAUAAUGUUGCUGCAUUGUUUCACUGACUUGAGAUUCUAUUCCAAAUACUUCAGAUUUUUAUAAAGCAUUGUGUAAAAUAAUAUUUAUACUCCUUUCUGUUUUAAUAAUUUAUUUUUUGCAAUGCUGUGUCCUUUUAUCUACAUGUAUGUUUGUAACUAUUUAUGUGUACAUUACUGAAUUCAGUUGCUUUAUUUAUUGAUGUAGUUAACCAUGUAACCAGAGGGAAGUAACAGUAGUAGAAAUGUGCCAUUUUUGCUUUAAUAAUUUUUUACUACGUUUGAUCCCAGUUGAACUAUUUUUGUAUCUAUCCAAUUGGAUGCUUAAAGGAAGUUCAGAAUCAUGCUAAGAUCAUGUAUUUUCACAGAUUCCCCCCCCCUUUUU